This is a messenger RNA of Struthio camelus australis, 1530 nucleotides long. NCBI's taxonomy places the organism in Eukaryota, Metazoa, Chordata, Aves, Struthioniformes, Struthionidae. The record is from RefSeq and is a predicted model, not a curated record.
AUGGGGUUGUUUGGGAGUAAAAAUCAGCUGAUGUCCAACGAGAAAUACACUUCUGGAAGUAAUCCAAAAUACAAAAAUAAAAUUCCCCCUGCACCACCCCAGGGCAGACAAGAUAUCAACAGCCCUCAUCUAAACCAAGCUUCUGUAAAAGAUGACUAUACUGUAAUUGCACUGUACGAUUUUGCUGCCUCAAGUGACCGUGACCUGGAGCUGGUCAAGGGGGAUAAACUCCAAGUCCUCUCUAAUGAGGGGGAUUGGUGGCUGGCAAAAUCCCUCAGCACCGGAAAGAAAGGCUAUAUCCCCAGUAACUUCGUUGCACAAGUGAACAGCUUGGAGGAGGAAAAGUGGUACUUUAAAACUCUGAGCAGAAAAGAUGCUGAACGACUGCUGUUGGCUCCUGGUAACAAAGUUGGCUCUUUUCUUGUCAGAGAGAGUGAAACCAGCAAAGGUGCCUAUUCUUUGUCUGUGAGAGACAGCAACUCUGCUCAAGGGGACAUCAUCAAACACUACAGGAUCCGCACCUUAGAUGGAGGGGGAUAUUACAUCUCCCCCAGGACUACUUUCUCCACCCUGCCACAGCUAAUCCAUCAUUACAGCCAGAAGGGGGAUGGCUUGUGUCAGAGGCUCACAGCUCCCUGCAUAUCUCUGGUUCCCCAGAGACCCUGGGCACAGGAUGAAUGGGAGAUCCCACGGGAGUCUCUGAAACUUGUGAAGAAACUUGGCUGUGGGCAGUUUGGGGAAGUGUGGAUGGGCUACUACAAGAACAACAUCAAGGUGGCUGUGAAGACCAUGAAGGAGGGCAGCAUGGAUCCUGAUGCCUUCUUGGCAGAGGCAAACUUGAUGAAGAGGCUCCAGCAUAACAAACUGGUCCAGCUGUAUGCUGUAGUCACCAAGCAGCCAAUCUACAUUGUCACAGAGUACAUGGCCAAUGGGUGUUUGCUGGAUUACUUGAAGACAGAAGAAGGAAGCCAACUGAGUCUCCCAAAACUUAUUGAUAUGUCUGCUCAGGUGGCAGAAGGAAUGGCAUACAUCGAGCGGAUGAACUCCAUCCACCGUGACCUAAGAGCCGCCAACAUCCUCGUCUCAGAGACGCUCUGCUGCAAAAUUGCUGAUUUUGGCCUGGCCCGGAUUGUCGAGAACGAAUAUUUGGCACAAGAAGGCGCCAAGUUCCCUAUUAAGUGGACAGCACCGGAGGCCAUUAACUUCGGAGUUUUCACUAUCAAAUCUGACGUGUGGUCUUUUGGGAUUCUUCUAACAGAAAUCAUAACCUAUGGCAGGAUCCCAUACCCAGGGAUGACGAACCCCGAGGUGAUUCGCAACCUGGAGCGUGGCUACCGCAUGCCUUGCCCAGACAUGUGCCCUGGCGAACUCUACAACAUCAUCCUGAAAUGCUGGCGAAACAGACCUGAGGAGCGCCCCACCUUCGAAUACCUGCAGUCGGUCCUUGAAGACUUUUACACUGCCACGGAGAAGCAGUAUGAGCCAGAGCCUCAGCAGUAAUCAAGGUCCCACCAGUGCCUGGGGAGCAAG